AUGGAAGUGACAGGUAAUGAAGGCUGUGACAAGAAACCAGGGAAUGGUAUUUGGUCAGGUGGCCUUACACAGCAGGGCUCGGGUGUUGAUGAUGGAAUUUACUACCAUAAUUCGGAAGACAAAGGCAUCAUACUUACUGCAGACAGCGCCUGGGAUAGAGAUCAAUGGCGAUUUGCGCGUCUUUACGGCUCUAAGUACGAUGACUUUGUCGGCUGGAUCGAGAAGGAGCCUGGUCAGCAUAGGUUCGGUGUCUGGAAGAACAAUGGGGGCGGCAAAUUUGUGCAGCUCGCCGAAGAUAUGGACGGCAGGAUCUAUUGCAUACCGCGUGGUCUUCAUUUCAUUGACAUGAACGGCGAUGGAUAUGAUGAUAUUGUCUGCAUCACGCCCCAGGGAGAUCUCCAACUUUCAAUCAACAACAAAGACGGCACAGACACUAAAGCUCCGACAUUUCGAAAUCUUGGACAAAUCAAAGCGAACGAAGGCUACCUCCAGGACAGGGUACGGCUCGCUGAUAUUGAUGGCGACGGACGCGGUGACUAUUGUAUCCUCGAUGAUGGCGGUAAUGUUCAUUGCUGGCGUAAUGGUGGGACAAAGGAUGCGCCCGAGUACUGGCAAGCCCUUGGGUUGCGCUUCACUGCUAAAGGCAUGGGAGAUAUGCGUGGUGUGCGCUUUGAGGAUAUCAAUGGUGAUGGUCGUGAUGACUGGCUGUGGGUUAGUGAUACCGGACAGACAACCACCUGGACCAACUCAAGGAGCUGCAAGAAAGGCCAGCUGGGUGAUGGACUCAAUGUAGCUUGGCGCCAGGGUUUCUGGCAUGACCAGUCCUCUGGUCCUACCCAUGCCGGCGUAGGUCAAUUCGGUAGUAGUGGCCUUCGGAACCGCGUUCAUUUUGCUCGAAUUUAUGGCGAUGCGCUCGACUUCGGCCUCCUUCCCGCCCUGGAUUAUGUCUUCCUGCAGCAUGAGGACUUAGACAGUGGAUACCAUCGCUUCACAAUGCGUGUUUGGAAGAAUGUGGGCCGUGGAAGCGCCAAGCUCAAGGCUGACGGAGUCAAAUAUUGCAAUAUGCUCGGACAUGCGGACGGACGAAUGGACUACGUCUGGACCAUGUCAAAGGGAGAAAUGCGCGUUUACUACAAUCAAGGCCUGACAGAUGUCUCUGGUGGCAAAUCCUUUUGGGGAGCCAACGAGAUAAUCUGGGAACCAACACAGUAUGUGGGCAAAUACCUCGACAGACGCGACUUACACCUGAUGGACUGGGAUGGUGACGGGACCUGUGACAUUGUAUGGGUCGAUCCGGAUAAUGAAAAUAGGCCUUCGGUCUGGUUGAACCUGUAUCCCUAUACUGGCAAAUGGAACUGGACUCCUCACUUGAACCCUGCUAGUGCAACCGGAAUCAAGUGCACUCAGAAGAGAGGUCGGGGCAUACACGAUUUAUCUGUCCGAUUCGCAGACUUAGACGGAAAUGGCCGUGAUGAUUACUUGUGUAUUGAACCAAAUGGCCGUGUGACGGGAUGGGUUCACAAAGCCGACAAUAGCUGGGAGGCAGUCGGUCAAAUCAAGUACGCCGAAGGUGCAGAUAGAGCUAACCUACGCUGGGCCGAUGUGAACGGAGACGGGACUGCAGACAUGCUGUGGGUUGAUAAAUUCAAUGGCAAUGCCCGAGUCUUUUACGGGCGCGGACGUGCAAACCCUGCCGAUAACGCCGGUUCUUCCUUUAAGUGGGAUCGCCCAAGCGAUGCUUUUGAAGGGAGCUAUGCCGGUACCUGCCAGUACUUCCCAGAUCUCGAUGGAAACAAUAGAGCAGAUUUACACUCUAUCACGGGAACCUUUACCAACCAGGCGGAAACUUGGUUCAGCCCGUCGUGCGGUUUGACGGAUCGCCAGGGCGACGACUCUAGCGGUGAUCCCAACCUCCCCAAUCCGCCAUGGGAUACCAACCCUGGCAACCCUAGCAACCCCAACCCAGGUGAUCCUCAACCAUACACGCCAAACCCAGAUGACGACAAGCCCCUCGGUCCCUGCACUGCUACUUACACCACACUUGAAGACAUAGAAAAUGAUUCUGGCAAGAUCUCAACCUUUUGUGGCAUCAUGAAAGACGGAUAUGAUGGCUACUUUGAUACUUUCGCCAAAUAUAUUGUCGAGCAGGCACCUGAUGCCAUGCGCCAGUUUCUAAAAGAUCGCGGGAAAGAGUUCUUCGACUGCGAUAUCAUGGAACGCAUUGAGUGUUGUCGGAUCUGCGAGUUCGAAAACAAAAAUUGCAGAUGGUGUACAGACAGCAACUGCGAUCUCAUUGAUAGCCCGUGGGGAUCUGACCCAGGAGUUACGUGGGAAAAGAGGGCCGAAGCCUGCCCGCCCGAUUAUUCAGAACGUGGCAUUGGCGAGACGUGGGAGUUCACGACGUACUGGAAGCUCCGCCAAGCGGACACCGAGAAGUUCUACGACGCAGUCUUGUCUGAUGUUGGCAUUGAUAGAGACAAAGUCAAAUUCGCUGAAUGGAGCCAGCUUCUUGACCAUACCCUGGACCCGGCUUGCGCCCACCAAAUGGAAGACUAUUGCUACUACACCGGCUUUUGGAACAACGCAUCAUAUGAUGCGGACUUCGGCAAAGGCGACGUGAUCAAUCCAAAAGACACCGUGAACUCGGCUGUGUCGUCAAUUGGAGGGUUAAGGUUUAACUCGACUGUCGUGAUAAUGCAGGUGAUGGCCGGCCGCUAUGUUGAAGAAGGCUUUCUUCCAGACAUUGUAAAUUCUGUGUCUUUACCGGUGUUUAUGAUGGAAGAUGCUGUCACACACAUGGAGGAUGUCGUAGAGAUGGCUAAGGAAAUCGAGCAAGCUGACAUCAAGUUCCUGGUGCUCAACUUUCUCUCUGCUCUGUUCCUUGCCUUACCGUUUCUCGGCGAGGCGCUUCCGGCACUGGGCUUCGCGCAAUUAGGUCGCUUUGUUACCAUAUUUGCCGAGACUGGCAACACGGCCCUUGCAAUAGAGAGUGUUGUUUCGGAUCCAUCUACAGCACCACUGCUUAUCUUCAGCCUCAUCAUGAGUGGUCGCAGCAUCCGGGACACCAAUCGUCUCGCUCGGGCGGCCAAAUUGCGGGCAGGCAUGAGGGACGAAGACUUCAACGCCUUUAGCAUCGCCAUCACUUCAAAAAUGAACAAAAUAGAGUCGGUCAUAAGAAAAGAUGAUGCACCACUUAUUUGCGGUCGCUGGGGUUAG
Molecule: messenger RNA, 3216 nt
Organism: Phaeoacremonium minimum UCRPA7
Lineage: Eukaryota; Fungi; Ascomycota; Sordariomycetes; Togniniales; Togniniaceae
Product: putative killer toxin subunits alpha beta protein
Exons: 5
Coding region: 1-3216 (1071 amino acids)
Source: RefSeq, a predicted model, not a curated record